UUAAUGUCAUUUUGACAACACGUAAAUAACUUUAAAGACUAAAGUGGAGCUUCUAGCCUUCUGGAGCCAGUCAGAACUCAGAUUGGGGAAUUAAGCAACGAAACAAAUAAGACAGUUGCUAUACAUAUUGAAGUGACUAAAAAAUAACAUAAAGGUGUAUGGCACAGUAAAGAGAAUUUGUAUUAACCCGUAUCUGGCGUACUCAUCACAAAUGUUAUUAGUUCAUAGUAAGUCUGAUUAUUCAAAUUCCUCCUAAAGAAAAUAACUAAUGCGUUGUGUUUACAAUUACAAACAUACAUUAAUUGUAGUAUGAUAAAGUUAAUACAGUAAAAAUAAAAGUGUCUCUAAAAAGCAACAUGGGCUCCAUGCGACCAUCAGGACGAUUUAUGUCGUUUGCAAAUAACAUACAGAGAACACAGAAACAACCAGUUCCAAGUAGUUUUACUCAAAGUCUAUCAGGCAGUGAGACAGACGUUUCUACAUCUAAUGAAAACUUAUCAAGAGAAGAGAGAUAUGUGGUAAGACAUACAGCCAGAGUGGAACCCCAGGGACAAGAAAAUCAGAGCCAAAAUAACAACAAUAGGAACUCUCUCAAGGAUAGUGUCACAGGAAGUAAUCGUAACUCGCUAAAGGAUUCAGUAGGUGGUGGUAAUAGCAACAGAAGUUCACUGGAUGUGUCCUCUUCCUCUUACAAUACACUUAUUAUUCACAAUCAAGAUGAUUCUUGGUCCUCUCGACCAACACCAAUAAGAGAACAUGAACGAACCACAAGUGAAGUGAAACAUUCAAACACACAGUCAUCUCCAUAUCAUACAUUGAAGAAAUCAGAGAUUAAGAAGCCAAGCGGGAUACCAUUACCUAAGAUACAUAAACAGCAAGAAGUGACAGCUAGUGCUAAUUAUAUAGAUAUUGGUGGUCAACGGAUAUACACAAGUCCCCCUGACCAUGGUGUUCAGGAAAUAACAGAAAUUCCAGAUGACUUCUUGAACCAAUCAUCUGUAUUGAAGCACCUGGCUAAAGAGGUAGCUCAGUCACCUACUCCGCGAAAUACGACCCCUCCCGCCUCACCGCAUGCCCCCCGAGCGCCCUCCAAGUCGAGGGAGGAACGAAUCAAAGGCAAAGCGAAGGCUAAACUGAGCAAGGAGAAGCUCAGUUUGUCAAGGUCACAGCCGGAUUUGACCAGUGUGGGUGUCCGAGCAGUACCAGGUGGUUCGGAAUCUAGCGGCUGGUGCAGCGGUGGCGAAGGUUCCUUAGAGGAAGACGAUGCCUUUACAGCAGUCCUCGAUGCAUUGGCUGCGGAGAACCAUCAGCUCAAACGCCAGCUUGCUAAUGCGUGUGAAAGGGUGUCUAAAACGUCUAAGUUGGAAGAGGAAGUCGAGAAAGUUCGUACAGCCCACGAAGACUUGGUUGGUUCGUGCGAGCGUCGAGAGAGGCUAGAACGUGCGGCGCGCGUACGAUUACAGGCAGAUUGCAGGAGGCUCCAUGAACUCAAUAGGGCGCUUAAACAUCAGGUGGAAUUGCUAUCUCAAGGCGUGCGUGCAGAUGCUGACAGUAACAGUGAGGUGCUUCGUAAAGAGUUGCAAAACAGAGAAAUGCUUAUUGCACAGCUUAUUACACAAAACAAGGAGUUAGCAUGCGCGAAGGAACGUCAAGAGAUUGAGAUGUCUGCCCAGCGUGCGACUUUGCAAGAACAGAGGACCCACAUCGACAUCCUGGAUACAGCACUCACCAAUGCGCAGGCUAAUGUUGUGAGACUUGAAGAAGAGUGUCGUCACACAAGUGGUUACGUAGAACGGGUGAGGGGACUCCAGCGAGCCUUAGCUUCAAUACAACAGGCCUCCGACAGACGAGAACACACUGAGAGGAAAUUACGAGCUCAGUUGGAGAAGGAAUUGCAGACACUCCGCAAACGCGAAUGCACCUGCGGAGGUGUAGGCAGUCGUGUCGGAGGGGCCGAAGGGGGUGAAGAAGCCGAACUCCGAAGACAAGUGAGGGAGAGAGACGAACGACUUCUCGCUCUAGAGGGAGAGUGUGCGAAGUGGGAACAACGGUAUUUGGAGGAGGCCGCUUUGAGGCAGGCAGCUGUUUCCGCCGCGUCUAUACCUAAGGAUGCGAAGAUAGCAGCUUUGGAGAAAACUUCAGCGGAAUCUGAGCGACUAAUGGCUGAAGUGCGCAGUGAAAAGAUACGUCACAUGGACGAACUUCACUCUGCACAGAAAAAGGUCGCUGACCUUGAAAGCAGAGUGAAAGAGUUGGAAUCCAAGGUUGCCGAACGCGACGCGAUGAUCAAAGUCCUGCAGAAACAUACGAGUGGUGCUUCCCUGAGGAAUAAUUCCAGUCGCGAAGAAUUAGUGGGUCUAUCUUCCGGUGCAUCAUUCUCUAGUACGGAAGGUGUGAGCGGGACAGGUGUAUCGGGAGUGAGCGGGUCGGGCGUAUCGGUGAGCGGACGUUAUCGCCAUCUCGCACGGCGAAAUUAUUCCCCGCAUAAUGAUAACGCUAGCGGAUGCGGUUUCGACAGCACAUCCCUUCGCCUAGAGGAGCAGUUGGCAGCACUGGAAUCCCGCCUGGAACGGCCACCUGUGCCCGCCAGAGGUCUAUGCUGUUUCCCCGGACUGAGCACAGUUGGAGCUCGUGCUGGUAACGGACGUGGAGAAGAAGCAUUGCUUUUGGAACGUCAGGGACGGGCUUCGCAACAAACCAGGUCAUCAAGCCUUCCGCCGCCACCGUCUGCUCUGCCACGCCCACCACGAAAGCCUUCUGCUCGUAACACCAGAUAUGAUCGCCUGGAACACAGAGAUGGUCGUAAAGAUUCAGACGGGUCUGGAUCGAUUGCUUCGACUGCCUCACGGAGCUCACCAUUGCCAUAUGACACAGUUCGAAAGCUACCAUCAGUGCCAACAUCCGCUUCUCUGCCAGCUGCGGAAUCCAGGGAAUCACUGGUUCGACCCCGGGAUUCGAGUCUCCCUUCACCAUCAAAGCUUGCUGUGUAUGCGGCAGCCAGACGCCGGUCCGCUGAAUCUGCCAAAGAUAACAAACGGACACACCACUAUCGUAUUCAGUUUUAAAUAUAAAAUUCUGAAGUUCGUAAAUUGUCUUCAGAUAACUCUGAAAAUUUUUCGUAUUAGGCGUUAAAUUUUCAUAACUAAUUUGUGUUCAAUGCACCUAGUCGUUUUAUUUUUGUUUUGUUUUCAUAUAAUUGCCAUGAUUCUAGUAUGUGUUUGGAAUGUAGUUUGUAAAAAGAAUAUUUUUUUUCAUAUAUAAUUUAGUAGUUUCAUUAUUCUCAACAACGACCCACGAGUUUAUUCUAAAAUAGAAAUAUAUCACACCCAAAUGUAUUGAUUUAUUAAAAGUGGGCGGUUAAGAACCAUUUUAUGAAGAUCGUGGUCAGACUCGUUUAUUACGUUGUAUAAGUUGACAAGGGAUUGUGGUUUCUUCUCAGUGAACCACGAUGUAAACAAUAGUCUUGUCUAAAAAUAAACCUGUGUUACAAGUGUGACCAGCUGAUAUUUCUAUAUCAGUUUACUGUAAGUAUUUAACAAAUAAUUUAAACAGGCGAAAUGAAUAAGCACACGUGAUACUUCAUUUAUGUAAUCUGAACUUAAAAAGCAGGUGUUAAGAAUUAGUGUUUAUAAUUUGAUUUAAGAGUUAAACUUGUUUACACUAGUAUUGAUGACAUUGCUAUAACAAUUUAAAUAUUUAACAUUAGUAGUAAUUAUAGACUCGUGUAUUGUAUAGGCAAUCUCAGCUAAUAUAAAUUAGUUCUUUGCAUUGCCUGUCUUAUUAAACAUUUUCAAAUGUAUCUAUCAAAAAU
Pieris rapae (cabbage white) is the source of this 3811-nucleotide messenger RNA. Its product is annotated as angiomotin. Gene Ontology annotation, cellular component: cytoplasmic vesicle; plasma membrane; bicellular tight junction. The transcript has 18 exons. Lineage: Eukaryota; Metazoa; Arthropoda; Insecta; Lepidoptera; Pieridae. The record is from RefSeq and is a predicted model, not a curated record. The coding region runs from base 357 to 3065 and encodes 902 amino acids. Gene Ontology annotation, biological process: regulation of cell migration; actin cytoskeleton organization.